Messenger RNA from Mercurialis annua (annual mercury), 3238 nucleotides. Its product is annotated as glutamate receptor 2.7-like. Lineage: Eukaryota; Viridiplantae; Streptophyta; Magnoliopsida; Malpighiales; Euphorbiaceae. The coding region runs from base 204 to 2801 and encodes 865 amino acids. Gene Ontology annotation, cellular component: plasma membrane. The record is from RefSeq and is a predicted model, not a curated record. Gene Ontology annotation, molecular function: ligand-gated monoatomic ion channel activity; signaling receptor activity. The transcript is spliced from 5 exons.
UAUAUUUUAUAUUCAAGUCAACUAUUGAUAUUUGAUAGUAAUUUUUUUUCUUCAAUUAAGCUUAGAUUCACUGAAGCAGCUCUGUUUUGUUAAUAAUUAGUUUACUAGUGAGUGACAAGCGUGACCAGAUUUAGUUUACUAGUAGUGAGUGAGUGACCAGAUUCAUCGAUUAUUUGCAAAUUUUGAUAUGUCUGAGUUGAAAGAUGAGUAAAAAAGCUUGGAGAAAUGUUUUCCUUUUCAAUUUCUUGCUUCCGGCGAUAUUAUUGCCCGCACAAACGGCGACGGCGCAGAGGCUGAGCUCAACAGUUCCGGUGAACAUUGGAGUUGUUCUUGACAUGGAUGAUUGGGCUGGAAAAAUUGCUUUGAGCUGCAUUAAUAUGUCCCUCUCUGACUUUUAUGCUAAUCAUUCUGCUAAUUACAAAACAAGGCUCGUCAUUCAACCCAGAAACUCCGGAAAACAAGUUGUCGGCGCCGCUGCUGCAGAUUUGAUAAAAAUUAUGGAAGUGCAAGCGAUAGUAGGUCCAACAACAUCAAUGCAGGUAGAUUUUGUCGUUCAUCUUGGAGAAAAAGCUCAGGUGCCGAUUAUAUCAUUUUCUGCGUCUAGUACUUCAAUUCACAGUCCAUACUUCUUCAGAGCGACACUGAAAGACUCAUAUCAAGCUCAAGCCAUCACUGACAUAAUUCAAGCAUUUGGAUGGAAGGCAGCAGUGCCAAUCUAUGCCGAUGAUGUAUUUGGAGAGGGAAUUAUCCCCCAUUUAACUAAUUCUUUGCAAGAAUACGGUAUCCACAUUCCGUAUUGGAGUGCUGUUUCCCCAUCGGCCAACGACCAUCAAAUUGUUGAAGAGCUUUAUAAUGUAAUGUCUAAGCAAAUUACAGUUUUCAUUGUGCACAUGUUUCCCACCUUAGGGUCUCGGGUUUUGGCCAAAGCUAAGGAAGUUGGAAUGUUCGGUGCAGGCUAUGUUUGGAUAUUAACUGAUAGUAUGACAGAUGCGUUGAGUUCAUCAGAUCCUUCUGUCAUUGGCUUAUUGCAAGGGGUGUUAGGUGUUAAACCUUUUAUUCCGAAAUCAAAAGAGAUGGACAAUUUUCGAGUUCGAUGGAAAAAGAAGUUCCUUCAGGAUAAUCCUGAUGAAGUUGAUGCUGAGCUGAACAUAAACGGACUGUUGGCAUAUGAUGCUGUAACUGCUUUGGCAAUGGCAGUUGAGAAUGCAGGGAUGACAAAUUUAGGCUACGAGAGAGAAAAUGUUUCCAGUACACGAGAUCUUGAGAGUUUGGGGGUUUCUCGAAAUGGUCCAGACCUUGUUCAGGUUUUGUCAAAUAUUAGUUUCCAAGGCCUUACAGGAAAAUUCCACUUUGUUAAUGGGCAGUUGGAUUCGUCGUUGCUGUGUUACCAAGUGGUUAAUGUGAAUGGUGAUGGAGCAAGAGGAGUUGGAUUUUGGACAGCACAAAAAGGACUUGCCAGAAGUUUAGAUUCCUUAAAUACUACAGCUCGCUCUGCUUCUAAAAAGGACCUUGCUCAUAUUAUAUGGCCCGGAGAUUCAGUUUCUGUUCCUAAGGGUUGGGACGUUGCACCAAAAGGGAAAAAACUGCGCAUAGGAGUGCCAGUAAAGGAAGGUUUCCGUGAAUUCAUACAUUGGGAAAGAAUUCCUGAUACCAACACCUUCACAUUCUCAGGAUUCUGCAUAGAGCUUUUUGAAGCUGCAGUAAAUCUAUUGCCAUAUAAUUUGCCUUUUGAAUAUAUCCCGGCUGACAUCUCUAAUGGAAGCUAUGGUGCUUACGACGAUUUGGUCUUUCAAGUGUACGUAGGGGCAUUUGAUGCUGCAGUCGGAGACAUUAGCAUUUUAUCCAGCAGGUCGUAUUACGUAGAAUAUACUUUGCCUUAUCUAGAAGAAGGUGGGUUUUCAAUGAUCGUUCCAAUGGAAGACCAUAACAGUAGGAAAACAUGGGUUUUCUUGAAGCCUUUGACAUGGGGGGUUUGGGUGACAAGCAUUUGUUUCUUCAUCUUCAUCGGAUUCGUAAUCUGGGUUCUUGAACAUAGAGUAAAUGAGGAUCUUCAAGGAACUACUUCCCAUCAAAUUAGCAUUAGCUUCUGGUUUUCUUUCUCAGCCAUGGUCUUAUCAAGCUGGGAGAAUGUGAUGAGCAAUUUGGCAAGAAUGGUAGUAAUUAUAUGGUGUUUUGUUGGACUAGUUCUCACGCAAAGUUAUGCUGCUGCCUUAUCGAGCUUUCUAACUGUUCGGCAGCUUCAGCCUACCGUUAACAAUCUAAAUGAACUCAUUUACAGGAGAGAUAACGUGGGCUACCAGCGAGGUUCUUUCAUUUUUGGACUACUAAAAAGCUUGGGAUUUAGUGGGUCUCAACUUGUACCGUAUGGUUCUGCCGAAGAAUGCGAUCAACUUCUUUCUAAAGGAAGUAAGUAUGGCGGUAUCGCUGCUGCUUUUGAUGAAGCGGCAUAUAUCAACAUCAUUCAAACACAAACAUGUCCAAAAUAUACGGUGGUUGAACCCAGAUUGGAUUCUCAACAGUUCAUAUCCAGCGUGUUUGGUUUUGUCUUCCCUAAAGGAUCCGUUCUGUCAUCUGACAUAUCAAUGGCAAUUCUAAAACUGAAGGAGAGCAAUAAAAUUAAGGAACUCGAAAAUAAAUGGUUUGUAACAAGAACCAAUUGUACAGUUGGUAGUGAACCAAUUUCCAGUAGACUUGGUCUUGAUAGUUUCAGUGGCCUGUUCUUGAUUGCUGGAAUUGCUUUAGUUCUAGUGCUUCUGACAUACGUAGGGAUGAUUGCUUAUGAGAGGAGAGACGUUUUUUGAUGAAUCCAAGUGUCUCAAUGCGGAGUAGAAUUCUUGAUGUGUUAAAGAUGUUGAAGAAGCAUUCGACGAAAUCACAAAAUGCUUCAAGCCAAUCGUUCCCAGGAGAUAAAAGUGGAGAACAAGGGCUGCAAUCAGGUUCUGCAUAAUAUACGAAUACAAGACCGAAUGUGAAAACUCAUUAAGGGCGGUUUAUCAAAUAUCCAAAUCAAGUAAGACCCGCAACAUCUACUGAGAAAAGGCAAGCGAAUUCUUGAUUUCUAAAUUUAGUAUGUUUAUAUCUGUAAAUAAUGAACAUAAGUACUUCUAUAGGAUUAUCAUAAUUUUGAUUGAUUGUACAGUUUAUGCAGAUUGGUCUUAAUAGAUAAUGCUGCUGCUAUAUAAAGCCACAUGCAACAUUAGAUGAAAAUCUUUCAAUUAAUGUAAAUUUCUUACCUAAA